Molecule: messenger RNA, 2548 nt
Organism: Syngnathus acus (greater pipefish)
Lineage: Eukaryota; Metazoa; Chordata; Actinopteri; Syngnathiformes; Syngnathidae
Product: venom nerve growth factor
Exons: 2
Coding region: 521-1705 (394 amino acids)
Biological process (GO): positive regulation of peptidyl-serine phosphorylation; nerve growth factor signaling pathway; negative regulation of neuron apoptotic process
Molecular function (GO): growth factor activity; nerve growth factor receptor binding
Source: RefSeq, a predicted model, not a curated record
CGCUUGCAGCCAGGCGGAGUUGCGGAGCUUCUUCCAACAUUUUGGCGAACUUGUUCAGCUCGCCACCGCGCAUACUUUGAAGCGAGGAAUGUUUUCAUCUUUGGCCUUCUUUGGAGAGGCAUCGAGGCGCCGGAAAUCUGUCACGCCGCGUUGGCUUCGCCUGCUUUUCAGGGCUAAUUGAGCACUUUGUCUCUGACACUUUGUCAGGGUGCGCUCCCCAGGACGACAGGCGGACUUUUUUUUUUUUUUUUUUUAAUAACUUUUUUUUUUCCCCUACACCACAUUGGAUUGUUUUUUUCUUCAUGACUCAUUUUUGUUGUGGGGAUUCUCAUCAUAUGUCAUGGGCUUUCUAAAAGAACACAGACAUGUGCGCGCGUGUUUAGCGAAUGUCUUUUGACUUUUUUUCCCCCUGAAAUUAGUUGAGCGCCUGACCGAGGACAGGACUUGGGAAUCAAUGCGGUGUCAGCUGGAAGGACGCGGGGUCCGGAUCUCACCUCAACGCUGAUACGUCCUGGGAGUGAUGCACUGGCUUCCCCUGGUUGCCAUGGUGAUCGCCUCGGCCCUGCCCUUCCCUCACAAGCCCAUGUCCAGGAUCGCCUCCGCCGCUAGCGUGGACGACGAGCGGCGUCGCCUCACCGUGGACUACAACUCCCAGGGAAAUGCCUCGCAAACGGACUACAACGCCGACGCCCUGGGGAACCGCACCCAGACCUCGGCGGAAAGGAGUGCCGUUCAUAGGGGAGAGAACCGCAGUCGACCAGACCACACCAGGCUGGAAGGCGGUUUCCUGGACUCCGCAAAUGGACCCACGCAAGUCUCUGAGGUGGAAACUCAGAUCAUCCAAAGUCCUGCAUCCGCCGGGCCAAGGACUCCAAGAGGAUCCGCGACGACCGUUACCGCGGAGCAGCUCAGGAACGUGUCGAGGAGGGGGGCCACACCAAGGGGUGCGGCACCCACGCCUGCGAGCGGCGCAGUCAACGCCACCCGGGAGGUGGGGUUGGGCAUCCUGGAGGGCCUCCUAGAAGGGGACGAGAUGUUUCUCGACGCCCACCCGCGGGUCCUGUUCUCUUCGUCGCCGUCGCCCCCUGAGCACCCGCCCCUCCUGCUCAUGCUGGAGGGCGGGCUCAUGGGGGAGGACGCGGUGGAACUAGACGACGCCUACGCGGAGGGUCACGGCGAUCGGGGCCUCGGGUGGAGCAACACGUCAGGAUUUGCGUCCGAUGUGGGCCGCCCCCUCAAGAGGGACAAGCGCUCGCAUUUGAUGGACCGCCGGCGGGGCGAGAAGUCAGUUUGUGAGGCCGAGAGCGUCUGGGUGACAGACAAGAAGACGGCCGUGGACUCGCGGGGCCAGGAGGUCACCGUCUUGCAGGACAUUCAGACCCAGACGGGACCGCUCAAGCAGUACUUUUACGAGACUCGCUGCCGCCAGGCCGAGCUACAGAAGAGCCAAGGGCCGGCCGGCAGGGGGGCGCCGCAGUCGCAGCCCACCGGGGUGGCGGGCGCCGGCUGCCUUGGCGUAGAUAAGAAGCAGUGGGUGAGUGAGUGCAAGGCCAAAAAGUCGUACGUGCGCGCCCUCACCAAGGACGCCAACAACCGGAUGGGGUGGAGGUGGAUCCGCAUCGAUUCGUCCUGCGUUUGCGUGCUGCUCUCCAGAGCCAAUCAGGUCCUGGCUCGAGAGGCGCUGGCCCGACGGGGGCUGGGAUAACCGUACCACACAACUCAAAGACCUCACAACCGAAACAUAGUAUAGAAAGACAAUUUUCUACGAUUCAUCUUUCAUAUCCUAAGUUAUUAGUACGUAAGCAUGUGUAUGACUUUGAUAUUAAUAUAUUCCUUCACCAGUCUAAGCGUACGUACAGUGCUUAACAAACGCGCAAUUAGAAUAGCCGUCAUUUGUCAGUCAGAAAUGUAAGCAUAUUUUUCACGUUCCAGAAUAGAAGGAUAUUGCAAUCUUUUGGAAAAUUUAGCAGAAAAAGGGUCAAAAUGUUGUCAUCAUUUUGCGCAGAAUAAGCAAGAGCAAAAAAUAUUUCUGUUGAAUUCAAUCUCUUUAAAGUCAUUGUUGGAAUUUAACAGACUAAACCUAAAUUAGGGUAAAACUGAACUUUUUAUAAAACUGAAACCUUUUUUUUUUUUUACACAUAUACUAUAAAUGUUUUUCUACUAGGAUGAGAUGAUGUAAGAUGGCCAGGAGCAAGGUUGCAAUUCUAAAAGCUAUAUUAGAAGAAAAAAAAAAGUCAAACUUCUAUGACAAUCAAGUCAUGUUACAUCGCUUUUUGUCCAGGAGUUGAAGAGAUAAAUGAUUUCACAUGAUCAAGAAAUAAAAUGCACUUGAUUUCAGGCAGCUCGGCUUGAACCUCCAUUUGUUUGCAUCCAUUUGUUAAGCACUGUACAUAUGUCUGCCGUGUGUUUGUAUGUAAGGAUGGAGCUUAUAGAGGGGCGGCAGUAUGCUGGCUUUUCCACGGAGGAAGCAGCGCUCCCUACCGAGGCUUUGUAUGAAUGUUGUACCAGAUCUUUUCAAUAAACGGUCGCACUUCAUCAACGUCAUCAA